This is a messenger RNA of Debaryomyces hansenii CBS767, 516 nucleotides long. RefSeq names its product DEHA2D18172p. Bases 1 to 516 code for a protein of 171 amino acids. Lineage: Eukaryota; Fungi; Ascomycota; Pichiomycetes; Serinales; Debaryomycetaceae. The transcript has a single exon. The record is from RefSeq and is a predicted model, not a curated record.
AUGAAUAUGGCAUAUAUAUUGGCAGUGUGUGAAUACUCAGUACCCCAUUUUUCACAAUUUCGUAUCUCUAGAACUAAAAAAAAUCACGAUUCUAUAUCACAAUUUGAUCUCGAUGAAACCAUUAAUAUAACCCAUAUGUCCCAUAUGUGCCUUGAAACAUGCUUUUCUUUUGCAUGCAUUAUGAGUUUGUGUCUUCCCAUAUUGAGUGAAGAUCACCCGGGCAAUUCCACGCUUGAAACCGCUAAAUACGUGCAACUUAGUCCAGAACAUCACAACAAGGAUUAUAUCCUUACCAGCUAUACACCCACUAAAACACUACUAUAUAUACAAAAGCUAGCUAUAAAUAAUACUUCGGAAGAACGAAUAAUAAGAGUUCUUCUCCACAAAUAUUUGGUGAUUAUGUCCGAUUAUACCUAUUUGUAUUUAAUUCUGAUCUCCUCUCGCCUACAUUCCUAUUUAAUGUCAUUUAAAGAUCUUCCUAUAUUAUUCUAUCCCCAAUUUUUGCCUAUUUUGUAG